Messenger RNA from Dipodomys spectabilis (banner-tailed kangaroo rat), 782 nucleotides. RefSeq names its product eukaryotic translation initiation factor 3 subunit K (gene Eif3k). Gene Ontology annotation, cellular component: cytoplasm; eukaryotic translation initiation factor 3 complex. Gene Ontology annotation, molecular function: ribosome binding; translation initiation factor activity. The record is from RefSeq and is a predicted model, not a curated record. Gene Ontology annotation, biological process: regulation of translational initiation. Lineage: Eukaryota; Metazoa; Chordata; Mammalia; Rodentia; Heteromyidae. The transcript is spliced from 8 exons. Bases 93 to 749 code for a protein of 218 amino acids.
UUCCGUUUCCGUCCCCUCUUCCUCUUCUGCUCCUCGAGGAGCCGCCGGGGCCUGUUUUCGUCUGUUUGUGGCAGCAGAGCGCGAGUGUAGUCAUGGCGAUGUUUGAGCAGAUGAGAGCGAACGUGGGCAAGUUGCUCAAGGGUAUCGACAGGUACAAUCCUGAGAAUCUGGCCACCUUGGAGCGCUAUGUGGAGACUCAGGCCAAGGAGAAUGCUUAUGAUCUGGAAGCCAACCUGGCGGUCCUGAAGUUGUACCAGUUCAACCCAGCCUUCUUUCAGACCACGGUCACUGCCCAGAUCCUGCUGAAGGCCCUCACCAACCUGCCCCACACCGACUUCACCUUGUGCAAGUGCAUGAUCGACCAGGCACAUCAAGAAGAACGGCCUAUCCGGCAGAUUUUGUACCUCGGGGACCUGCUAGAGACCUGCCACUUCCAGGCUUUCUGGCAAGCCCUGGAUGAGAACAUGGACCUUCUGGAAGGCAUAACUGGCUUCGAGGACUCUGUGCGGAAGUUUAUCUGCCAUGUGGUGGGCAUCACAUACCAGCACAUCGACCGCUGGCUGCUGGCUGAGAUGCUUGGGGAUCUGACAGACAACCAGCUGAAGGUGUGGAUGAGCAAGUACGGCUGGAGUGCUGAUGACUCGGGACAGAUCUUCAUCUGUAGCCAGGAGGAGAGCAUCAAGCCCAAGAACAUCGUGGAGAAGAUUGACUUCGACAGUGUGUCCAGCAUCAUGGCCUCAUCCCAGUAACUGCAGGUGUUCAAUAAAGAUUUGUAGAUCGAG